UCUUUAUAAACGGUGGCGGCCCGCGCCUGACCUGAAAGACGCAACAGGAUAUUUAAACGAGCAACCGGUGUUUUACUCCUACACUUUUAUCUCCAUUUUUGGGAUACAAUAACAUUCUCGCUUGGAGAGAAUAAAAGACCUCUACUUGAUACAGACACACGAGAAGAGACGAAGAUGAAAUACGUAAUAGGAAUUGGCGGUGUCACUAAUGGUGGCAAGACCACCUUGACAGAGAAGUUGGCCAAAACUUUGCACAACUGCUGUGUCGUGCACCAGGAUGACUUCUUCAAGAAACCCGAUCAGAUAGAAGUCGGGGACAACGGCUUUAAACAAUGGGAUGUGAUCACAUCUUUGGAUAUGGAGGCCAUGACCAGCACCGUCAAAGGUUGGAUUGAAAACCCAGUGAAGUUCGCUCGUUCCCACGGCGUCACGUUGUCUUCUUCCUCUGUGGCCAACCCGGACGAGCAGACCCACAUCCUCAUUGUGGAGGGCUUCCUGCUCUAUAACUACACACCGCUGCUGGAGGUGUUUGACAAGUGCUAUUACAUCAGCAUCCCCUAUGAGGAGUGCAAGAGGAGGAGGAGCACGAGACAAUACACCGUCCCUGACCCCCCCGGCCUGUUUGACGGCCACGUCUGGCCAAUGUACCUCAAGCACCGCGCUGAGAUGGAAGACAGCGGCCUGCACAUUGAGUACAUAGAUGGAUUGAAAUCUAAAGAAGACAUCUACAACAACGUGCAUGAAGACAUUCAGAACAACCUUCUUAAUCGCUCAUAGCACGAAGAUGCACACCACUGCUGUACACAUGCAUGUAAAUACUUCCAGCCAUUCUUUUUUAUAUGGCAUUUUUUUAACAAUAUUUUUUUGUAAAUAGAGUGAAUCAAUGUUAACUUAUCAUUUAGUGUUUGUUUUUGUACCGGCUUCAUUACUUUUUACACCCUGAAACAUUUACAAUAAAGACAUGUAUUCAUGUUUGAAAGCAACUUUAAGCUUUUGUUCCAUCUUUGUAGACUUUAUGGCUAAUCAUCAGGAUUUUUUUCAUAUGGUUUUCUACACCAAAAUUCUUCUUUGGGACAUUUUUCCAAGGUUCUAAACAAAUCCCGGUUUUCCUGGAAAUUCCAACUGUUCAGCUUUUCGGGAGUCGCAGGCUUUCCCUUGACAAAUUCCCAGAAUUCCAGGUUUUUUGGGAAUUUUUUCCCAUUCAAAAUGAAUUGUUAAUUUUUCAAACUUCUAUCAUUUCCACAUUUUUUUAAACAAAUUUGACACAUUCCACUCAUCCUAGACAUUCAAACUCAUUUUUACAGGUAUUCCCAGAAAUCCAGUUUUUCACCUUUUUUUCUAUGAACUACUCCUUCCACAUUUUUCAACCGUUCCACAGUCAAAACAUUCUUCUUAAUCAGGACAAAAAAAGGUUGUUUUUUGAUCUGUGAAAAUUCCAGCAAUUUCAUAUCAUUUCUCAAUUCAAAAUGUUACUACUUCAACAUUUCUUGACUGAUUUUUGAAAAAUUUCAACACAAGUAAUUCAGAACAUUUGACAUUUUUUAGCAU
Nerophis ophidion (straightnose pipefish) is the source of this 1548-nucleotide messenger RNA. It is a transcript of the gene mibp, whose product is annotated as muscle-specific beta 1 integrin binding protein. Lineage: Eukaryota; Metazoa; Chordata; Actinopteri; Syngnathiformes; Syngnathidae. Bases 175 to 777 code for a protein of 200 amino acids. The transcript has 8 exons. The record is from RefSeq and is a predicted model, not a curated record. Gene Ontology annotation, cellular component: cytoplasm.